UACAGCGGUCAGAACAUGGGAGACAUGGACCCUCAUAUCUUUGCUGUGGCAGAGGAGGCUUACAAACAGAUGGCCAGGGACGAGAGGAACCAGUCGAUCAUUGUGAGCGGGGAGUCUGGAGCAGGAAAGACUGUAUCAGCCAAAUACGCUAUGAGAUACUUCGCUACGGUCAGUGGCUCCGCCAGCGAGGCCAACAUAGAGGAUAAGGUCUUGGCUUCCAACCCCAUCAUGGAGGCCAUUGGAAAUGCAAAGACCACCCGAAAUGACAACAGCAGUCGCUUUGGGAAAUACAUCGAGAUCGGCUUUGACACCCGCUUUCGUAUCAUCGGUGCCAACAUGAGAACAUAUUUGCUGGAAAAAUCUCGAGUGGUGUUUCAGGCGGAUGAGGAGAGGAAUUAUCAUAUCUUCUAUCAGCUCUGUGCAUCAUCUCAUCUGCCGGAAUUCAAGAAUCUGAAACUGAGUAAUGCAAAUGACUUCCUGUAUACUAGACAGGGCCGCAGCCCUGUUAUCUGUGGUGUGGAUGACACCAAGGAGCUCUGCAGCACCCGAAAUGCCUUCUCACUGCUCGGUAUUAACGAGUCCUAUCAGAAGGGAUUGUUCCAGGUUUUGGCUGCUAUUCUUCAUCUGGGAAACGUGGAGAUAAAAGACAGAGAUUCAGACAGCAGCAUCAUCCCUCCCAACAAUCGCCACCUGACAGCGUUUUGCGAGCUGGUCGGUGUGAGCUACCAGGACAUGGCGCAGUGGCUCUGCCAUAGGAAGCUGAAGACCGCCACGGAGACAUAUAUCAAGACCCUCCCCCGUCUGCAGGCCACAAAUGCCCGUGACGCGUUGUCCAAACAUAUCUAUGCCAAGCUCUUCAACUGGAUUGUGGAGCACGUCAACAAGGCUCUGAUGACCAAUAUCAAACAGCACUCCUUCAUCGGGGUCCUCGACAUCUACGGGUUUGAGACAUUUGAAAUCAACAGCUUUGAGCAGUUCUGUAUCAACUAUGCCAACGAGAAACUCCAGCAACAAUUCAACAUGCAUGUAUUCAAGCUGGAGCAGGAGGAGUACAUGAAGGAGCAGAUCCCCUGGACUCUGAUCGAUUUCUACGACAAUCAGCCCUGCAUCAACCUCAUAGAGGCCAAGAUGGGCAUCCUGGACCUGUUGGACGAGGAGUGCAGGAUGCCUAAAGGUUCGGACGAUUCGUGGGCUCAGAAACUAUACAACACUCACCUAAAGACAUGUUCCCUCUUCGAGAAACCACGCAUGUCCAACCGCGCCUUCAUCAUCCAACAUUUUGCUGACAAGGUAGAAUACCAGUGUGGAGGUUUCUUGGAGAAGAACAAGGACACGGUGAAUGAAGAUCAGAUCAGUGUGCUGAAGGCCAGCAAGUUUGACCUGCUGGUGGAGCUGUUCCAGGAUGAGGAGAAAGCUACCAGUCCCGCUGGCCAGGUCCCCGGGACUGGAGGCCGGACCCGCCUCAGCAUCAAACCAGACAAGAGCCGUGACACGAGCAGAAAGGAGCACAAGAAGACAGUCGGCUGCCAGUUCCGUAACUCUCUUCAAAUGCUAAUGGACACUUUGAACGCCACCACUCCACACUAUGUCCGCUGCAUCAAACCCAAUGACUUCAAGUUGGCGUUCUCGUUUGAUCCUAAACGCGCCGUGCAGCAGCUCAGAGCCUGCGGUGUCCUGGAAACGAUCCGCAUCUCUGCUGCAGGUUUCCCAUCCAGGUGGACAUACCAGGAGUUCUUCAGCCGUUACAGAGUGCUGAUGAAGCAGAAAGACGUGCUGCAUGACAAGAAGUUAACCUGCAGGAACGUUCUGGAGAAACUUGUGCAGGAUCAGGAUAAAUACCAGUUUGGUAAAACCAAGAUAUUCUUCAGGGCUGGCCAGGUUGCUUACCUGGAGAAGUUGAGGGCAGACAAGUUGCGAGUUGCCUGCAUUCGAAUCCAGAAGACCAUUCGCUGUUGGCUGGCACGCAAGAAGUAUCUGCGUAAGCGCAAUGCUGCCAUCACCAUCCAGAGGUUCACCAGAGGAUACCAGGCUCGCUGCUUGGCCAAGUUUCUGCGUCGCAGUCAGGCAGCCACCAUCAUCCAAAAGUACCAGAGGAUGUACGUGGAGAGGAAACGCUUCAGGCAGAAGCAGGCUGCCGCACUGGCCAUGCAGACGAUCCUCAGAGGUUACAUGGCCCGACAGAAGUACCAGGCGCUGCUGCGGGAGCACAAGGCCGUCAUCAUACAGAAGCACAUUCGGGGCUGGUUGGCUCGAUGCUGGUACAAGCGCUGCCUCGUCUCCCUCGUCUACCUGCAGUGCUGCUUCCGCAGGAUGAAGGCAAGGCGGGCGUUGAAGAAGCUGAAGAUCGAGGCUCGCUCAGUGGAGCAUUUCAAGAAGCUCAACAAAGGCAUGGAGAACAAGAUCAUGCAGCUGCAGAGGAAGAUCGACGAGCAGGUCAAGGACAACAAGGUGGUCAGCGAAAGGCUAGCUGGUCUGGAGACUUCCUACACGGCCGAGAGCGAGCGGAUGCGUGGCGAGCUGAACCGACUGCGUGGAGUGGAGGAGGAUGCCAAGAACAAAGGCAACCAGGUGAACUCCCUGCUGGAGGAGCUGGAGAAGUUGAGAAAGGAGCUCCGUGUCACGCAGCAGGAGAAGAAGACCAUCGAGGACUGGGCGCAAACCUACAGGGACGAAAUGGAGAAGAUGGUAUCAGAACUGAAGGAUCAGAAUGGCUCGUUGAAGAAAGACAAAGAGGACUUGAACAGAAUGAUUCAGGAACAGAGUCAGCAGAUGACAGAGAAAAUGGCUCGUAUGAUAGCAGAGGAGACUCAGCAGCUGGAGACGGACCUGAACGAGGAGCGAUCUCGCUACCAGAAUCUCCUGAGCGAACACCUUCGCCUCGAGGAGAAACACGACGACCUGAAAGAGGCGAUGUCCUCGAACGUCUCCAAGCCUGGCCACAGGAGAACAGAUUCCACCCACAGCAGCAACGAAUCAGAGUACACCUACAAUUCCGAGUACGCCGAAUUGGAAGAAGGUUCCCGUGCCGCAGAAGAUGUGACACGAGGAAUGGACACACCGCUGACCCUCAAGCUGCAGAAGCGUCUCACAGAACUAGAGCAAGAAAAGCAGUCGCUGCGCAACGAACUGGAAAACAAAGAGGAACAAUUCCAGCGGGCUAGAGCCAGGGAUGAUGUAGAGUUUAAAAAGGCUCGGGGGGCAGAGCUGGAGUACGAGUCCCUCAAGCGUCAGGAGCUGGAGUCUGAGAACAAGAAGCUGAAACAUAACCUGGCAGAGAUGAGGCAAAGCCUGCUCGGUAAUGCGGCUGCAGGCGCCGGGGCUCCAGGCUCCCCAGCCUACAAGGUGCUCUUGGAUCAGCUCAACUCAUCCUGUGAGGAGCUGGACGUCCGCAAGGAGGAGGUGCUGAUCCUGCGCUCCCAGCUGGUUAGCCAGAAGGAAGCCAUGCAGCACAAGGAUGAGAAGGAGACCAUGACCGACACGCCUUCCUUUGUGGAUGUGUCCAAACUGAAGGACGCUGAUGAAAUCAAGCAAGCUUACAUCGGCCUCAAAGACACCAACAGAUCCGCUGCCCCAGACUUCCAUAAGCUGAACGAGGACGGAGAGCUGUGGCUGGUUAAUCAGGGCUUAAAGGAGACCAUCAGGUUACUGGAACAUCAGCUGCAGACUCAGCGGAGAACUAACGACAGUGAGGUGGAGGCCUUGCGCGGUGAGUUGCAGAAUGUCAAGGAGGAGAACAACCGUCAGCAGCAGCUCCUGGCACAGAACCUCCAGCUGCCUCCAGAGGCCCGAAUCGAAGCCAGUCUGCAACACGAAAUCACCCGGCUCACCAACGAGAACCUGGAACUCUUGGCUGACGACCCCACAGCAUCCCGAGAGGCUCGAGUCAUCAUUUUACGACGGAUGGUUGAUCUCAUGGAGCAGCUGGAGAAGCAGGACCGAACCAUCCGCAAGCUCAAGAAGCAGCUGAAGGUUUACUCUAAGAGGAUUGGAGAGAUGGGAGCGGGUCAAACAGAGGGCCAGACAUCUCCGGGACAGAUGGUGGACGAGCCAAUCCACCCAGUCAACAUUCCUCGUAGAGAGAAAGACUUCCAAGGAAUGCUGGAGUACAAGAAGGAGGAUGAGCUCAAACUAGUCAAGAACCUCAUCCUUGAGCUGAAGCCUCGUGGCGUUGCAGUGAAUCUGAUCCCAGGUCUGCCAGCCUACAUCCUUUUCAUGUGUCUGAGACAUGCAGACUACCUCAACGAUGACCAGAAAGUCCGCACUCUGCUCACCUCCAGCAUCAACAGUAUUAAGAAGAUCCUGAAGAAAAGAGGAGAUGAUUUUGAGACUGUCUCCUUCUGGCUGUCCAACACCUGCCGCUUCUUGCACUGUCUGAAACAAUACAGCGGUGAUCCGGCCUUCAUGAAGCACAACAGUUCAAAGCAGAACGAACACUCUCUGUCCAACUUCGACCUGGCAGAGUACAGACAGGUGAUCAGCGACCUGGCCAUCCAGAUCUACCAGCAGCUGAUUAAAUGCAUGGAGAACAUCCUGCAUCCCAUGAUAGUCUCUGGCAUGCUGGAGCACGAGACCAUCCAGGGCGUGUCGGGGGUGAAGCCCACAGGUCUCCGUAAGCGAACGUCUAGCAUCGCAGACGAGGGCACCGAUACCCUUGACUCCAUCCUGCGGCAGCUCAGCGCCUUCCACUCCACUAUGUGCCAGCACGGCACCGACCCCGAGCUCAUCAAGCAGGUGGUAAAGCAGCAGUUCUACAUCAUUGGAGCCGUCACCCUUAACAACCUGCUGCUGCGCAAGGACAUGUGCUCCUGGAGCAAAGGCAUGCAGAUCAGGUACAAUGUGAGCCAGCUGGAGGAGUGGCUCAGAGACAAAGGUCUGAUGACAUGUGGAGCCAAGGAGACUCUGGAGCCUCUGAUCCAGGCCGCUCAGCUGCUGCAGGUGAAGAAAAAGACCGACGAGGACGCCGAAGCCAUCUGCUCCAUGUGCCUGGCCCUCACCACUGCUCAGAUCGUCAAAGUCUUGAACCUCUACACUCCAGUCAACGAGUUUGAGGAGAGAGUGUCAGUCGCAUUCAUACGAACCAUACAGACUCGCUUGCGUGACCGUUGUGAAACUCCACAACUGUUAAUGGACACGAAGAUGAUUUACCCAGUCACCUUCCCAUUCAACCCUUCCUCCCUCGCCUUGGAAACCAUCCAGAUCCCAACAUCACUCAACCUGGCAUUCCUAACCCGUGUUUAA
Molecule: messenger RNA, 5238 nt
Organism: Scomber scombrus (Atlantic mackerel)
Lineage: Eukaryota; Metazoa; Chordata; Actinopteri; Scombriformes; Scombridae
Gene: myo5aa
Product: myosin VAa
Exons: 39
Coding region: 16-5238 (1740 amino acids)
Biological process (GO): vesicle transport along actin filament; actin filament organization
Cellular component (GO): actin cytoskeleton; vesicle; myosin complex
Molecular function (GO): actin filament binding; ATP binding; microfilament motor activity
Source: RefSeq, a predicted model, not a curated record